GCAGGUGGGUGGCGGCGGGGAUCCCUGAAGGCUCGGGCUCUGUCGGCUUUUGCGGAGCGGGCUGUGUCAGCAGCUCACCCUCUCCCUACCCUAGAGCGGGUAAGGGCCCAUUCACUGGCCUCUCACCCUCCUACAUCUAAAGAGGAGGUCGAGCAACUGAGAGGCAUCAGGCAGUGUUUGUUCAUUGCUGCUGGAAGAAGAUAAUUGAACUGACCCAGGACACUGAAGUUGUUGAAUAUCCACGAGUCACAGAUAAGGGCAAUUAAGCUUUUUGCGACUCACACACAUUUGGUUAUGGUGUGAUUAGUGUUACUAGCAAACUGAAGCCUUCAAUGUUUGGAAUGUUUGGAAUACCUGCUGAGCCGUCUGCCCAUGAACUGUGGUUGGGUUUGUAUUAUUUGGACAAUUGUCCAGUUGAAAUAGAAUUGAAGGAGGCUUGAUAACAAUUUUACAAAACUCCUUCUAAAAUUAAACUGUUAACCCUAUGCUUCCCAUUGGGGCUUCGCGUUGAAAGUAUUACUGAUUCUUAUUUAUGAAACAAGUCCUGGAAAAAGCCAAGAUACCUGAAUGAAAUAUACACAAUGGAAAACUUCUCAGAUGCUACCCCUGUUAAUUUCAUUGUAGUAUAAAUGGAAUAGCAGGUGUUCUCAGGUAUAAGGUUUGUAGUUUGCCAAUAUAUUCAUUACCAAAGCUUUAGAGUCCCAUCAGGUUAGAGGGGGUUUUUGUUUUUGUUUUUUGUUUUUUUUCGGAAUAAGAAUUCUAUUUAAAAUUUUCGUAACAGGAAGUAGACCCUCAGUUUACUUAGAUUAGUGCUUCUUUUAUGAUUAAAAUCAUUUUGCCAUGUUUGAAGACACUUUUUUGGAAGAAGACACUUUUUUGGAAAAAGACACUUUUUUGGAAGAAGACAUCUGGGAGUACAAAUCCAAAAGAAAACCUAAAUCAGUACAUUCAAAUAAUUGCUCUGAGAAUAUUCCAAAAUCUGUUGAAAAAGCAACAGAUGGAAAGUACCAAUCAAAACGAAACAGAAAUAAAAAAAGAACUGUAGAAGCUAAAGACAAAGUGAGGACCCCGGAAAUGUGCCUUGGAGAAACAAACAGUCAGACUUCUGUAGCUUCUAGUCAGAAUUCUAGUUGCGAAGAUGGUAUUCAGCAGUGCCAAGACAGGGAGACCACACCAAGAAAGACUCACAAAAACAAACAUGUGUCUCCGAAGGUACGGCCAGUUUAUGAUGGAUACUGUCCAAACUGCCAGAUGCCUUUUUCAUCCUUGCUAGGUCAAACACCUCGAUGGCAUGUUUUUGAAUGUUUGGAUUCCCUACCAGUCUCUAAAACAGAGUGUCCUGAUGGUCUUCAGUGUUCCUCCACAAUCCCUUCUCAUUACAAGAAGUACACUCACCUCCUGCUAGCUCGGAGCAGGGCUGGUUAUAGUCCUUUGAGAGGCCCAGGUGAGAGUUACAGUGAGAGUCAUUCAGGUUUUCUCCGUAGCCUUGAGGAAGGAUGGUCUCUGUGUCAGAAUCAAACAGAAAACUUUAAAAAUGUUUCGACUGAUCCCUUGUUGGUGACGCAGUGUCUGAAAACAUCUCAGUCUCCAACUGAAACCAAUAAAAAGAGUUCCUCUUCAACAAAUAUCCACACUUCCCAGCAAGCCCCACAACUCACAGAACCUGUUAAAAAUGACAAAUGGGUAGGAGUUGGUUUGCCUCUUGCUGAAAAAUUAGACAGCCCAAACAGCCCAGAACACGGAAAGUCGCCACUGCCAGAAAAUGACUUGAGCGACUGUGAAAUCUCCUAUUCCCCACUUCAGAGUGAUGAAGAAACUUACGAUACGUAUGAAAGGCUGGAUGAUUCACAACAGGAAUUGUGUUUUACCGAAAGCUCUAAAGAUGGCAGCCUAGAAGAAGAUGACAGCAGCUCCACUUUGUUUAAAAAACGUCGAGAUUCUUUCCUAAAGGACCUGGAGGGCAGCUGCCCGGAAGUGGGUAGCUUCCUACCUCAGGAUAAAUACAACGAAGAAUUGUAUAAAUGCAGCCACACUCAGAACAACUCACCUCAACUUACUUUCCAAAAGAAGAGUAUUAUUUUACGUGAUGAUCCAGCAUAUACUGCUGAGGAUUUUAUGCUGUUUCCACCUGCCUUCACAGAGAGGUUUACUUCUCCUAGUUACCAAGCCACUAAAGCAAAGCAAAAGCCAGAAUUCCACUCAUCUCAGUCAAAUCAAGAGAAACGGGUACUUGAAGAAUCAGCUGUUUACAAUCAACUUCCUCUUCCAUUACUUAAGAGUAAAGUGUCAAACGCUUUUGAAAGCCAGGGAGGAGAGUGUCAUUCUUUCCACCCAACCCAAAGUAAAAUUAGAGGAUUAUCAAGUAAGAAUUCUCAUGCUAAGAACAAGACCAACUCAGCAUAUUCCUGCAGAAAGGCAUUAGAUGGUUUACUAGACAGUAAAGUUACAGCUUUAAGUACAGAGAUAUUUUCCGGUACACCUGCAGCUGCCAAGUCUUUGAAAAUAUUGCCACCUGGCCCUAGGUGUAAUGCAGCAGACCCUUCCACUAAGGCAAUGAAGCAAACAGAUAUAGGUGUGUACUUCGGACUACCACCCAAAAGAAAAGAAGAGAAAUUGCCGGAGGAAAGUGCAUUAGGAAGGAUGAACUUAAGUACACUUGUAAGUCCUAAUGAAAAGAGGUCUCGGCAGUAUAAGAGGAAAGCAGAAAAAUCUUUAAGCGAUUUAGAAUUAGAGGCAAAGAAUUUAAAUGAGGGCCAGCCCUCUGUGGAACUUUCUAGUAGGAGGUCCCAGCGUCAACGAAAGAGACUUAAGAAGUCAGAUUCACUGCAGGAAGGAGUACAUCAGAAGAGGUCAGGUCACCUUGACAAGACAGAGUCUGGAACAGUCAAUUUAAAUAAAGACAGAGUCUUGACAAAAUCAACUCAUAGCAGGCUGCAAAGAGGAAACACGAAAACCUCGGAAUCAUCUAAUGCAGGAAAAUUAAGAAAAAGGACAUGUCCAUUCUAUAAGAAAAUACCUGGAACUGGCUUUACUGUGGAUGCUUUUCAGUAUGGAGUGGUUGAAGGUUGCACAGCCUAUUUUCUCACACAUUUCCAUUCUGAUCAUUACGCGGGAUUGUCUAAAAACUUCACCUUUCCUGUUUAUUGUAGUGAGGUAACUGGCAAUUUGUUGAAGAGCAAACUUCACGUGCAAGAACAGUAUAUCCAUCCGUUGCCAAUAGACACUGAAUGUGUGGUGAAUGGAGUCAAGGUAGUUUUGCUAGAUGCCAAUCACUGUCCAGGUGCUGUCAUGGUCCUCUUUUACCUUCCUAAUGGUCACGUCAUAUUACACACCGGAGACUUCAGAGCAGAUCCCACCAUGGAACGUUCUCUUCUUGCUGGCCAGAAAGUCCACACGCUUUACCUAGAUACAACAUACUGCAGCCCAGAAUACUCCUUUCCGUCUCAGCAAGAGGUUAUCCAGUUUGCCAUCAACACCGCCUUUGAGGCUGUAACUCUAAACCCACGUACUCUUGUUGUCUGCGGCACUUACUCUAUUGGAAAAGAGAAAGUCUUCUUAGCCAUUGCUGAUGUUUUAGGUUCAAAAGUUGGCAUGUCCAAAGAAAAAUAUAACACAUUACGGUGCCUCAAUAUACCAGAAAUUAAUUCCUUCAUCACUACAGACAUGUGCAAUUCACUCGUUCACCUUCUCCCAAUGAUGCAAAUUAAUUUUAAGGGUUUACAGAAUCAUCUGAAGAAGUUUGGUGGGAAAUACAAUCAGAUUUUGGCUUUUCGACCUACAGGAUGGACGCAUUCUAAUAAGUUAACUAGCAUAGCAGAUGUUCUUCCCCAGACCAAAGGAAACAUUUCAAUAUAUGGGAUCCCUUAUAGUGAACACAGCAGCUACCCAGAGAUGAAACGUUUCGUUCAGUGGCUGAAGCCGCGGUUAAUCAUACCUACUGUGAACGUUGGCACUGUGAAAUCUAGGAGAAUGAUGGAGAAAUAUUUUAAAGAGUGGCAAUUGGAAGCUGGAUAUUGAUGUUACCUCAGUAGUUAAGUAACUCAGGUCUAACUUAGUAGUUAAAUCUUUAGUGAUAUGAAAUACCUGUAUGAAACUCAUACAGCUUAUUUUCUCAUUUAUGUUUGAAUAACAUGUUUAUGGUCCAGAGUGUCUGUCAGCAUCAUCAGUAAUUGAGACUGGUCUCCCUGGUACUCUUGGUUCUUGCCCUUCCCUAUGGAGGCAGCUGUAGUCUGCAUCCAGCCUUAGGAGGGGAAAUAAGGGCAGGUAUCAAAGGAUUCAUGAUAAUGAAUAAACUAGAUUGAAAGCA
Molecule: messenger RNA, 4306 nt
Organism: Phacochoerus africanus (Common warthog)
Lineage: Eukaryota; Metazoa; Chordata; Mammalia; Artiodactyla; Suidae
Gene: DCLRE1A
Product: DNA cross-link repair 1A
Exons: 10
Coding region: 841-4017 (1058 amino acids)
Biological process (GO): protection from non-homologous end joining at telomere; interstrand cross-link repair; double-strand break repair via nonhomologous end joining
Molecular function (GO): 5'-3' DNA exonuclease activity; damaged DNA binding
Source: RefSeq, a predicted model, not a curated record